This is a messenger RNA of Hippocampus comes (tiger tail seahorse), 620 nucleotides long. Its product is annotated as ashwin-like. The record is from RefSeq and is a predicted model, not a curated record. The transcript is spliced from 3 exons. Gene Ontology annotation, cellular component: tRNA-splicing ligase complex. Lineage: Eukaryota; Metazoa; Chordata; Actinopteri; Syngnathiformes; Syngnathidae. The coding region runs from base 107 to 508 and encodes 133 amino acids. Gene Ontology annotation, biological process: embryonic morphogenesis.
ACAGCUCAGUUACAAAGAUUGCGGGACUCGGGACCAGCUCGUAGACCUCUACGUACGACAUGUCAUCCCGCGGCCACAGCGCACUUUACCCAACAAUCGCUGGGGAAUGAGAAUGGCGAAGACUCGAGGUAAACACUCACCAGUGGGCCCGCGAACGGACAGGGACCACCUGACUUCUUCCCUUUCCAUUUCAUGUGGCUCACCAAACGUGAAGAAGCCGGAAAUGAGCACAGUAUCGUCAUCAGGGGUGGCUGAUAGGCUAAAACCCCCACCAGCGCUAAACCUGGCCAACCCCAUUCGUCGUUUGUCUGGCAGUUCAUCAGCAUCAUCAUCAUCUCCGUUGUCGUCUUUGUCAUUAUCAUCAUCAUCGUCAUCAUCAACAUCUUCUUCCAACAAGAUCUUUUCACGCUGCCCUGGCACAGCAAGCCUCAAGCGGGAGGCAAACUGCUCUGGUGUUCUGAUGUCUCCAGAGGUGAAGAAAAAGAUCCAGCAUGUGACUUGGCCGUGACGUCUGAGUGACAGCGAAUUAUCCCCUUUUAACACUCGCUAAACGCUGCUGUGCCCCCCAUCACAGUGAUUUCACCCAGUGGCAUCAAAUAAAUGUUUUUAAAAAAUAUUAA